UUCGUGAUGUGUUUGCGAUCGAAUUACGGGCUAUAACUUUUGAUCGCAGACACUAAAGUAUAUACUUGGAGUUUACCGUUUAUUGCACUAUAAACCUUGGUAGCUUAUUUGGGGGUUUGUUUUAUUUGUGUUUGGGGUGUGUAUAAUAUUAUAGUUGUUAUUAGGUGAUAAUAAUAAUAAUGCAGUGGAACUCUGAUACUUGGUCGGCGACCACCACGGCGGAGACUACCGGGUCUCAACUGUUUUCCACCCGGGGUGGGAUGAGCAGCGCUUACACCAAGGGUGGGGAUACCAUCUCUUCACCAUCGACCCAUCAACCCAUCCCGAUACCGUGCCGAUACCCGUAUUACAACAACCUUGAUCCUGGGGCUUCAUCCUCCCUGACUGGUAUCUCCCCUUACGGUGAUGAUUUCUCAGCAUGGAAUAGCUUCGACUUCGGUACGGGCAACCCACACCAGAGAUACCACAACCCGUUCACUACUCCGGCUGCACCGACCCCUAUCAACCCGGCCGCAGCGGCGGUUGCAGCGGCAGCUAUUGCGGCAGGGUCGAGCCAUCAGAACCCAAGAGACAACUACACCACGGCAGCAGUGUCGACACCAAGUUCUGUGUAUUCGUCGGCAGGCCAUCGGAGCAGUAGUUACCCUUUCUCCGUAACAGGUUCGUCCACGCCGUCUUCCGUAUGGGUAUCGGCUGUAACCUCGAACCCAAGGAGGGCGAAACGAAGACCGUACUCCAAGCUGCAGAUCAUUGAACUGGAGAAGAAGUUUCAGGAUAACAUGUACUUGACACGAGACCGGAGAUCGAGGUUGGCGGAAGUUUUAAACUUAUCCGAGAGACAGGUCAAGAUUUGGUACCAGAAUAGAAGGAUGAAGAUGAAGAAGAUGACCGAGAGAGAAAAACAAGAGAAGGAACAGAUCGAGAGGGAAAAGAUGGUUUUGGGAACCAAGUAUUUCCCAAAUCAUCAUCAUCAUUGACAUUGUACACAUCGAUCUCUUAGAAAGAAAAAAACUAACAUGUGGCAUUCUCAAAAAACUUGGUUUGCAUUUUUUAUAAACCUUUAAAAGGAACAUUACAGAAUUGGUAAAACAAAAACUCGUCUUAGAUCACAGAUUUACAUAAAAUGUACACGGUC
Asterias rubens (European starfish) is the source of this 1135-nucleotide messenger RNA. RefSeq names its product homeobox protein Hox-D9-like. The record is from RefSeq and is a predicted model, not a curated record. Gene Ontology annotation, cellular component: nucleus. Gene Ontology annotation, biological process: regulation of transcription by RNA polymerase II. The coding region runs from base 180 to 977 and encodes 265 amino acids. Gene Ontology annotation, molecular function: DNA-binding transcription factor activity, RNA polymerase II-specific; RNA polymerase II cis-regulatory region sequence-specific DNA binding. The transcript has 3 exons. Lineage: Eukaryota; Metazoa; Echinodermata; Asteroidea; Forcipulatida; Asteriidae.